CUCAAUGCGCCGAUCAGCAGCACAGCGGCAGUCCAUUCUUACACGCAGGUACAGGGAGGGACAAAUGAUUACAAUAUUUCACAGCAGGAGUGGGUAACCAUGCCCAAAGAGCAGCCUGCAGGCAUCCAGGGUGUCCAAUUAAAAUCUGAGCUUUGGGAGCCAAUGAGAGUCAGAGCAUCGGUUUCCAUGUCGGCGUGCAGAAGGGCGUGUAGGGUCUAUUUAAACCGUUGGCUUCGCACGGAUUACACAGACGCAUCUCACCUGUAAAGGACAGCCUCACUGCGCACCCCUGCACCAGAAAUCUUCCAAAAUGAGCGACGACAAUCCAGUCAAACAGGAGGUGCAGCAGUUUAACAAGAAAAGUCUAAGGAAGACUAGCACAAACGAAAAGAACCAUCUUCCAACCAAGGAGGAAAUUGAAGAGGAGAAGAAAGCCAUGAAGGAAGGGAAAUAACUGAAGCACACCUGCAUGAUUCCUCUGCUUCAGUCCUGCCCUGUUAAUUCCUGCUCUUCCUCCAAUUAUGAUUCCGACCCAUCAUCUCUGAUUCUGCCUCUGUUUUCCGUGCCACCAUGUUUGAUUAGAAAUGGUGUUUGGGCUGAUGCUAUGGUGAACGAUCUGUCUGUAAUCCCAAGUAUAUUAAUGUAAUGGAUAUGUAUUAUCGUUCUUAUUCCAUGUAGUUUAGAAAGGGCUUAACAGGGCAAGAGGUUUAAAAGUAAAGGAGAAAAAUCAUAAAUAUUUCUAUUAAUGGAAAUCCAUCAAAGAUACUGCAUUAUCAACAAUACCAUAAGAAUGCCUGUAAAUGGUGCCAUUCAGGAAAUGUUCUGAAAAACAACACAUAAAAUGAUAUUUUUGUUGUAAUAAAAUCAAAUGUUUCAAAAAAGUGA
Thunnus maccoyii (southern bluefin tuna) is the source of this 885-nucleotide messenger RNA. It is a transcript of the gene tmsb1, whose product is annotated as thymosin beta 1. Gene Ontology annotation, biological process: actin filament organization; regulation of cell migration. Gene Ontology annotation, molecular function: actin monomer binding. Bases 311 to 454 code for a protein of 47 amino acids. NCBI's taxonomy places the organism in Eukaryota, Metazoa, Chordata, Actinopteri, Scombriformes, Scombridae. The record is from RefSeq and is a predicted model, not a curated record. Gene Ontology annotation, cellular component: cytoplasm. The transcript has 3 exons.